UUAGUAAAUAUAAACUGCUAAAUACCUUUUCUCAUCAGAAGCAUAUAGCAGUCUUGUGACUUCUAUCAGUGACCAGCCGAGCACUGGUUAAAGCUUGUAGGAGGAGUUUUCAUUUUGUUCUAGCAGGAUGAAGAACCCCUGACCUCUGGAGAGUGAUAAUUGGCCCUGUGCUGAUCACAUGCACUCUCACAAGAAAAAAACCAAACUGAACAUGUGCAGAGUGACUCCACACUAUAUGUCUUAUCAGGAGAUAAGAGGGAGAUACUGGAGGAAGGGGAGGAUCAGAGAAGUCAGGAUCAAA
Molecule: messenger RNA, 301 nt
Organism: Staurois parvus
Lineage: Eukaryota; Metazoa; Chordata; Amphibia; Anura; Ranidae
Source: the annotation of a GenBank genome assembly